CACAUGGACAGAAGAACUUCCUGUUGACGUUCGUGCGUCCCGACAAUAGAUACUGACACUCCAGUCCGAGUUUCUUCAGUCGUUUAGACUGAAAACAGAAACUAAUUCGUGUGACAGCAUCAAACUCGGACGCCAGAUCACGCUCAUCCGCGAGGAGAAACUCCGCAUCCGCCGGAUUAAAAGUUCGAUCGCAGUCGGAGCGACUUUCCUAAGCGUUUCCAAAGAGGAAUGCCGUUCAGAUCUGUUGUCUUGGUGUUGUAGACGGUAAAUAAACCGUCUUUUUCUCGGUAUGGCGGAGGCGCGAGCUGAGGAGGAAGAGGAGCGAUUGCGCGAUCCCGGCGGCGCGAGACGGAGCUCAGAACAUUCAGACAGAAACAAACCCGAUCAACGCCACUCCAGCCAAGGGCCGCUUUCCUCCAUCAGAGCCGUCAUCAAGCGCACAUCAACGAGAACAAGCGCUCAGAGUGAACAUCAGCGAGACCGCAGCAGGCGUCCAGAAAUCACCAUCCUCUCUGCCGAACCGCUGGUGUCCAAUACGUGGUUCCCAGGGGCUUCUGGGGCGUUUCCUCCAGCUCCGCCCCCAGCUCCGCCCACAUGGGCUGCAGCCUCUGCAACAGUGCAGCUCCCGCCUCCAUCCUACGAGCAGGUGAUCAGAGAAAAGAGCCGUGAGCAGAAUCUUCACUCAUCUCCUUCGUCAUCUUCGUCUCCGUCUUCUCAUCACUCUACCUCCACCAUCGCCACGCAGACAGACACAGACUCCUCCGGCCGAAAAUCCUCUGCUGCUCGUCCAGCUCAUAAGCCCCCAAAACCUCCACGGCCCUCGCUGCCUCUCCUCUGCACACCUGAACUGGACCGGUUCGACCUGAAUGCCAGGGCUGAGCCUCGAGACACUUCGCACGAGCAGUGUGGCGUCCAGACGGACUUCGAUGAGAUCUUCGGUGACAUCUCUCCCAUAGACACCAUUCCAGCUGCCAUCACUCCUACCACUUCCACCACUUCCACCCAGAUCAACUUCGAUUCCCCAGGAGACCUGAUGAAAGAGGAGCCGAGCGUACGUCCCAGACCUCGGCCGCGCUCCAGAAUCGCCUUACGACCCAACGAGGAUGUUUCAGAACAGCCGAUGACAAGGGAGGUGAAGGUUCAGACUCUGGUGCGUCUGAAGGAUGACGCGGGCGAGAAUAUUUUCGCCGGGUUUGAUGACGCUCCGUCGAACAUCUCCAGCAAAUACCUGCAAGACCUGAUGGAGGUGUUUGGUUCGGAUGAAACGCAUGUCCAUCAUGGAGAAAGUCAACAAAGUGAUGCAAGCACUUUAGAAAAAGUGGAAAAUACAGGUGUUUGUGAUGCUCCAUGCGCCGUUAAAACACCUGAACCAGCAGAACCGUUAAAAAGACCACAACCGCGACCUAGAACUCUGAAAUCCAAACCCCAGCUUGCCCCAAAACCAUCUGUCUUUGAGGUUUUUGAUACUAUAGAACCUGCCAUUGAGCAAAACCCUGCUAAACCCCUGAAUCCACCAGUACCAGCACCCAGACCUCUUCUGAACAAACUCCAGAGCCCAUCAGAGUCCAAAUCUUCUCCAUCCACCAAACCUUCACCAGCCGCCCGUCCUGACAACGCUCCGUCUGGGCAGCAGAUGGCUGCAGUGGCCUUUAGUCCACCCGAGAGGAGGAACUCAGACGAUCAAGCAACAAACAUUCCAGUGAAGAUGCCACCAGCGAUGGUAACCAACAGGAACCAUGGAAAACGUCCAUCAGUCCCUAAACUCUCCCGUCCGCCUCCACCUGUGCUCAGAAAGACACUGUCCACCCCACAGGUCAUGGAGGAUGUUUCCAGAGCUGCUGACGCUUCCAUUCCUUCUCUCCCUCCGAGAUCCAGCAGCGGCAGACUUCUCCCACUCCGACCUCCUCCAGCCAAAGUGACCAAACCUCCAAGCUCCUCCUCCUCUUCCUCUCCUGCUGCGACCAAUCAGCUGCCAAGCACCAGGGUGCCAAAGAAAGGCCCGCCCCUUCCACCCCGACCCCAACCAGGACAUCCACUUUACAAACGUUAUUCUAGCAAAACCUCUCAAAGAGAUGCAGAGCUGGAAAAUAUCAACAAAGAGCAAGAGAAACCAUCUGAGGAAACAUCUUUGCAUGAAGAAGAGCACCUGAUUGUCCUGGAUGACACAGACGUUCCACAAACACCGUCGAACACACUCCACGACCUCUGCGUGUCAGGAGAGGUCAAAGGUCAAGAUGUGACCGUCAGUGAGCUUUUGGUUGAGGACGAGCCCUCUGAGCAGCAGAUCCAGCAAAACACACAAAACAGGUGCGUCGAAGCCCGUUUUGCAUUUGAGGGGGAGGAGGGGGAGCUGUCGUUUAGUGAAGGUGAUGUCAUCACUCUAACGGAAUAUGUAAAUGAGGAGUGGGGGCGUGGGAUCCUGAACGGACGGACCGGAAUCUUCCCUCUCAAUUUCAUCCAAGAUAUAGAGGAAACUGAAACGUCACCAAGGAAAUCUCCUGCGCCCCCUGCUGGUGUGAGGACUCGAGGACGAGCACUUUAUGAUUUCACUCCUGAGAGUGAGGAUGAGCUCUGUCUGAAGGCAGGAGACGUGGUGUGUGAUUUGGAGGACAUGGAUGCUGAGUGGUUCCUUGGAGAAUCCGGUGGGAAACGUGGCAUCGUCCCCAAAAACUACAUCCAAGUGCUGCUGGACCCCUGAACACACAGGCCGUCCUGUCAUGUGCCUGAUUAGCAUUUCUGCAUUUUGCCUUAAUUAGAUGUAAUACAGUUAAAUGAGGCUAGUGAGGGAUGCUUGAAGCGUGUGAAUCUCCUGUACUGUACUGACGUGUGUGUGUGUGUGUGUCUGUAUGUGGCCAGAUGAACUUGUUUACAGAGUUUUAACCCACAUUAAACUGAUCAGUUAUGUAAAC
Molecule: messenger RNA, 2909 nt
Organism: Labeo rohita (rohu)
Lineage: Eukaryota; Metazoa; Chordata; Actinopteri; Cypriniformes; Cyprinidae
Exons: 15
Coding region: 290-2698 (802 amino acids)
Molecular function (GO): protein binding
Source: RefSeq, a predicted model, not a curated record